Caretta caretta (loggerhead turtle) is the source of this 4036-nucleotide messenger RNA. The record is from RefSeq and is a predicted model, not a curated record. Lineage: Eukaryota; Metazoa; Chordata; Testudines; Cheloniidae.
UGCGCGCUGCGCUCACACGCACCGGGCGGGCGGCGGGGCCUGGGGCUGCGCGGGGCGAUGGCGGCCGGCGGCGCGGGCGGAGGCGGCGGAGUCCCGGCAGGUCUGAGCCGUUCCCCUGCCCCCCAUGAGCUGAGCCCCCCCGGCCCGGAGCUCUAGUCGCCCAGCGCCAGGCCCCGACCAUGAAUUACAAGGAAACCACAGAGCUCUCCGAGAACCAUCACUUGAAGGUUUUCCUGCCCAAGAAGCUGGUGGAGUCUCUCCCCAAAUGCCCUGCCCUCCCCAAGGAGCGACUGCGCUGGAAUACCAACGAGGAAAUCGCCUCCUAUCUCAUCACCUUCGAGCGGCACGAGGAAUGGCUGUCGGGCUCCCCCAAGACCCGCCCCCAGAACGGCUCCAUCAUCCUGUACAACCGGAAGAAGGUGAAGUACCGCAAGGACGGCUACUGCUGGAAGAAGCGUAAGGAUGGCAAGACCACGCGGGAGGACCACAUGAAGCUGAAGGUGCAAGGGACGGAGUGUCUCUACGGCUGCUACGUCCACUCCUCCGUCGUCCCCACGUUCCACCGACGGUGCUACUGGCUGCUGCAGAACCCCGACAUCGUCCUGGUGCACUACCUCAACGUGCCGGCCCUGGAGGACUGCGCCAAGGCCUGCGGGCCCAUCCUCUGCUCCGUCAACGGCGACCGCAAGGAGUGGCUGAAGUGGUCCAAGGAGGAACUGGUCAACCAGCUGAAACCCAUGUUCCACGGGAUAAAGUGGACCUGCAGCAACGGGAACGGGACCACGGAGUUCUCCAUCGAGGAGCUGGUGCAGCAGAUCCUGGAGAGCCACCAGGCCAAGCCCCCGCCCCGCACCCACGCCUGCCUCUGCAGCAGCAGCAGCCUCGGCAGCCCGGGGCACGUCCCGCACAAGUGCAGCACCACCAGGCAUCGCAUCAUCUCCCCGAAGGUGGCGCGGCCCUGCCCGGUCCCGGCCCCGGCCCUCCCCGAGCCGCCGCGCCCGACCGACCCCGAGCCGGAGCCGGAGCCGGCCAAGCCUGACCGGAAGGAGCCCCCGGCCCCCGCCGAGCCCCCCUCCCCGGACGCCCCCCGGCCCUCGCCCGCCGUGGCCCUGUCGGUGGGGCUGCCCGGCAGCGCCGUCCUGGUGAUGACCGGCCUGGAGAAGCCGCUGGCCCUCACGCCCAGCCAGCACCUGGUGGCGGGCGACCCGCCGGGCGGCCCGGUGGGCCUGGCCCUGCUGCCGGGCCCCGGGCUGGUCCUGUCCCAGAACCUGGAGGCCAGCAUGGAGACGGGGGAGGCCGGCUCGGACGCCUUCGACCCCGACUGCUUCCUCAACAGCCCCGCCCGGGGCCAGACCUACGGGCGCCGGGCCCCAGAGCCGCCCCCGGCCGGCAACUGCUUCUUCAUCCAGGACGACGGGGGGGCGCCGGGGCGGGGGGGCGGGCGGCCCCCGGCCGGGGAGACCCCCAUGGAGACGGGGGGGCCCCGGCCGGGCGGCGGGGCCGGGGAGCAGCUGCCGGAGGAGCUGUACUCCAUCAUCCCGGCCGGGGGCGGGAGGGGGCCGGACCUGCCCUUCGGCCUCUCCCUGGAUAGCCUCAUCUCCGAGCUCAUGACGGAGGGGGCCGGGGCCGGGGAGGGGGGCAGCCCCCCGCGCCCAGCCCUGCCCGACGCCCCCGGCGAGGCUGCCCCCCCGGGCGGCUCGGCAGCUCCGGAGACGCUGGUCACCAUCACCGACUUCUCGCCGGACUGGUCCUACCCCGAGGGCGGCGUCAAGGUGCUGAUCACGGGGCCGUGGACGGAGGAGACGGAUUCCUACACCUGCCUCUUCGACCAGGUGGCCGUGCCGGCCGCACUGAUCCAGUCGGGCGUCCUGCGUUGCUACUGCCCCGCCCACGAGGCCGGGCUGGUGGCCCUGCAGGUGGCCCGCGACACCCGGCUGGUCUCCACCUCGGUGCUGUUCGAGUACCGGGGCCGCGGGUUCCUGGCGCUGCCCAGCACCCAGCUGGACUGGCUCUCCUUGGACGAUAACCAGUUCAGGAUGUCGAUCCUGGAGCGCCUGGAGCAGAUGGAGAAGCGGAUGGCAGAGAUGACGGCUUCCUCCCGGCAGCAGCGGGGGGCCGCGGGGGAGACCCCCCCCACGCAGACGGUGGCGGACUCCUUCGAGGAGCGGAUCGUGGCCCUGUGCGAGACGAUGAUGUCUCGCUCCUCCUGGCUCCACUCAGACACCCUGGUCCAUGACAUCCGCUUCCGGGGCAUGACCCUGCUUCACCUCGCAGCCGCCCAGGGCUACGCCCGGCUCAUCGAGACCCUCAUCAAGUGGCGGAACCUCAGUGCCGAGAGCCUCGAUCUGGAGCAGGAAGUGGACCCGCUGAACGUCGACCACUUUUCCUGCACCCCCCUGAUGUGGGCCUGCGCCCUGGGCCACCUGGACGCGGCCCUCCUGCUGUACCGCUGGGACGGCCGGGCCCUCUCCAUCCCAGACUCGCUGGGCCGGCUGCCCCUGGCCGUGGCUCGCUCCCGGGGCCACGUGGCCCUCGCCGCCCGCCUGGAGGAUCUGCAGCGCCAGGAGCCGAGCCCCGAGGGCGCCGUGGACAAGGGCUGGGGGCCGCCGUGCCCGCCCGAGGCCCUGGGCCUCCCCUCCCCGCUCUCCGCCAGCCCCGACACAGGGCUCAGCACGGUGAGCAGCGUCUCCUCGCCCUCGGAGCUCUCGGACGGCUCCGUCUCCGUCACCUCGGCCUACUCCAGCGCCUCGGCCCUGCGCGACUCGCCCGCCGGCAGCCCCGAGCCCGAGGCCGCCAUGGACUUCGGGCCGCCCCCCGAGGGCUGGUACCUGCGGGACCCCCCGAGCCCGCCUGGCCUGCGCUGCUCCCCCCACUUCUUCAUGGACUACGAGGGGGCCCCCGAGCCGGAGCUGCUGGCUUACGGGGAGAACGCGGAGAACGAGGGGUACCUGCCGGCCACUGACGUGCUCCAGAGCUGGGGAGAGAACCCAGGCGUCCGGGCGCUCCCCCCCCCGCAGGUGGACAUGAUCACGCUGGCCAAGCAGAUCAUCGAGGCAACGCCGGAGCACAUCAAGCAGGAGGGUUUCAGCUCCGCGGCCGAGGUGCCGCUGCGGGAACGAAGCGGGAACAUGGGGCUGAGUGAGACCAUGUCCUGGCUGGCCGGCUACCUGGAGAGCGUGGACCAGCUGCCCGGCGUCUCCCACCACAGGCCGGUGCCCUCGUCCCGGGUGUGUCUCAGCCCCCUGCAGGCCCCGCUGGGGGAGCUGCCCUUCGACCGGCUGCCCCCGCCCCCCACGGCCGCCAGCUGGGCCGAGUUCCUCAACGCCUCGGCCAACGGGAAGAUGGAGAGCGAGUUCGCGCUGCUGACGCUGUCCGACCACGAGCAGCGCGAGCUCUACGAGGCUGCCCGCAUCAUCCAGACGGCCUUCCGCAAGUACAAGGGCCGCCGGCUGAAGGAGCAGCAGGAGACCGCGGCGGCUGUGAUCCAGCGAUGUUACCGCAAGUAUAAGCAGCUCACGUGGAUCGCCUUGAAGUACGCCCUGUAUAAGAAGAUGACGCAGGCAGCCAUCCUGAUCCAGAGCAAGUUCCGCAGCUACUACGAGCAGAAGAAGUUCCAGCAGAGCCGCCGGGCCGCGGUUCUGAUCCAGCAGUGUUACCGCAGCUACAAGGAGUACGAGAAGCUGAAGCAGGGCCACCGCGCCUCCGCCGCCAUGCAGCAGAAGAUGAAGGGCACUUUCCUUACGAAGAAGCAGGACCAGGCAGCCCGUAAGAUCAUGCGGUUUCUGCGUCGUUGCCGGCACAGGAUGAAGGAACUCAAGCAAAGCAAAGAGGUGGAAAGUUUACAGAAGCGAGGUCUGGCCACUUAGCGCCUCCCCCUGCGGCCUGCCAAAGCCCGGGGCAGCCACGCCGGGAACCCAGGCAUCCGGGGCCGGCCGCCCCCACCUUCGCUCCCCUUCUGAAACUGUGACGACAGAGUCUUAACCCCCCGGUGGCGACGGAUCGCGGCCUCACCUGGGGGGGUGUCCCGGCCCCCCCG